Messenger RNA from Acomys russatus (golden spiny mouse), 2244 nucleotides. It is a transcript of the gene Wdr70, whose product is annotated as WD repeat domain 70. Gene Ontology annotation, cellular component: site of double-strand break; nucleus. Lineage: Eukaryota; Metazoa; Chordata; Mammalia; Rodentia; Muridae. The record is from RefSeq and is a predicted model, not a curated record. Bases 1 to 2163 code for a protein of 720 amino acids. The transcript is spliced from 18 exons. Gene Ontology annotation, biological process: regulation of DNA double-strand break processing. Gene Ontology annotation, molecular function: protein binding.
AUGGGACGCGGUGCGGCAGCGAGCUCCCUCCAGACCGCUAGGGGGCGAGAGUCCGGAGCCUCGCUUCCCGCGGGGACCGGCCGCUCUCGGCGACGCGGCCUCGGAGAGAACACUUCCGGCUGGGCUUGCCGGGAGGCGCGCGCUGUCUCGCCGGUGCUUGUGCGGAGGCUGUGGGCUCAGGCCGCCAUGGAGCCCUCGGGGCCCGGCGAAGUGACAGGCGGAGACACGGCGGGAGCCGACCCUCAGCUGGCGGUCACCAUGGGCUUCACGGGGUUCGGGAAGAAAGCUCGCACCUUUGACUUGGAGGCCAUGUUUGAGCAAACUCGAAGGACAGCCGUAGAAAGGAGCCGGAAAACACUCGAAGCAAGAGAAAAAGAGGAAGAAAUGAACAGAGAGAAAGAGUUAAGAAAACAGCUUGAAGAUAGUGAAGGCACAGCGACGCCGUCAAGCUCGAGUACAGUCAGAGAUCUCCCGAAGCCGCCGCCGUCCAGGUGCCUGAGGGACACGAGCAGCAGUGACAGUGAGGACAGCUCUGAUUCGUCUGAUGAGGAGUUAAUUGGCCCUCCUUUACCCCCUAAAAUGGUAGGAGGACCAGUUAAUACUGUGGAUGAAGAUAUCCUUGGCCCUUUACCUGCGCCUCUGUGUGAGGAGGAAGAUGAUGACGAUGACUUAGAGGAUGAAGAAGAAGAAAACCCUGUCCAAAGGAUUCCUGACUCGCAUGAGAUAACGCUGAAGCAUGGCACUAAAACGGUUUCUGCUCUGGGUUUGGAUCCCUCAGGUGCCCGUUUGGUCACUGGAGGCUAUGACUACGAUGUUAAAUUUUGGGAUUUUGCUGGAAUGGAUGCUUCUUUCAAGGCAUUUCGAUCUCUUCAGCCUUGUGAAUGCCAUCAGAUUAAGUCGUUACAGUACAGUAACACGGGAGACAUGAUCCUAGUUGUUUCUGGAAGCUCACAGGCCAAGGUGAUGGACAGAGAUGGCUUUGAAGUAAUGGAGUGUAUAAAGGGCGACCAGUACAUCGUGGACAUGGCCAACACCAAGGGUCAUACAGCAAUGCUUCAUACUGGCUCAUGGCAUCCCAAAAUAAAAGGGGAAUUUAUGACUUGCUCAAAUGAUGCGACUGUGAGGCUCUGGGAAGUUGAAAAUCCAAAGAAGCAAAAAAGUGUUUUUAAACCACGGACAAUGCAGGGUAAGAAGGUCAUUCCCAGCACAUGCACGUACAGUAGAGAUGGGAACCUUGUGGCCGCUGCCUGCCAGAACGGAAGCAUACAGAUCUGGGAUCGAAACUUGACAGUUCACCCUAAGUUCCACUAUAAGCAGGCUCAUGCCCCUGGCACAGACACUUCUUGUGUGGCUUUUUCCUAUGAUGGUAACGUCCUUGCCUCUCGUGGAGGUGAUGAUACAUUAAAAUUAUGGGACAUCCGGCAAUUUAAUAAGCCAUUAUUUUCAGCCUCAGACCUUCCCACCUUGUUCCCAAUGACCGACUGCUGUUUCAGUCCUGAUGAUAAACUCAUCGUCACCGGCACCUCUGUUCAAAGGGGAUGUGGCAAUGGCAAACUGGUCUUCUUUGAGCGAAGGACUUUCCAAAGGGUGUAUGAGAUCGACAUCACGGAUGCGAGUGUCGUCCGUUGCCUGUGGCAUCCAAAGUUGAACCAGAUCAUGGUUGGAACUGGAAAUGGAUUGGCAAAAGUGUAUUACGACCCCAGCAAGAGCCAGAGGGGAGCAAAAUUAUGUGUGGUUAAAACCCAGAGGAAGGCAAAGCAAGCCGAGACACUAACCCAGGACUACAUCAUCACCCCUCAUGCCUUGCCCAUGUUCCGUGAGCCCCGCCAACGAAGUACGAGGAAACAGCUGGAGAAGGACAGACUGGACCCCCUGAAGUCACACAAACCAGAGCCUCCUGUGGCAGGCCCAGGUCGUGGUGGCCGAGUUGGAACCCACGGGGGUACCCUGUCAUCCUACAUUGUGAAAAACAUUGCUUUGGACAAGACUGAUGACAGUAACCCCCGGGAAGCCAUUUUGCGCCAUGCUAAAGCAGCGGAAGACAACCCAUAUUGGGUCUCGCCGGCAUAUUCCAAAACUCAACCCAAAACCAUGUUUGCCCAAGUGGAAUCUGAUGAUGAAGAAUCAAAGAAUGAACCAGAAUGGAAAAAACGUAAAAUUUGAGGAUCUCUUUAAGAGCCAUUUGCAUGGAGCAAGAGAUAGAGUGCAGUGUUCUCUCUCUCUCUCUCUCUUUCUCUCCCUCUC